GGGGACCUUUUUUUUGUAGAGGCUCAUGCGCGUCGCUUCGGCGACCUCUAAACGUGUCGGGGUUCCCUCCCUCCAAGCAACUAAACCAAGUUCCUUUAAGCGCACUUUCUUUAACUUGCGUCGGCAGUUGUACAGACCGAUACGGCAAGAGCUUCGUGUUCACGCACUUCAUGCGGAUGUCGGCUUAAGAAGUGAGUUGACUGUGGACCUCGGUGAUCGUUCCUACCCUAUACACGUUGGUUCGGGUCUCCUUGACGACGGCGCUCUUCUUCGCGAGCAUGUUUACGGGGACACUGCAUUAGUUGUCACUAAUGAGACUGUUGCACCUCUUUAUCUUGAUCGCGUAGUCAGCGCGCUUUCAAGUGGUAGUGCAAUUCGCGUUGAGACUGUCAUUCUGCCUGAUGGCGAAGAAUAUAAAACUUUGGAGGUGCUAACGAUGAUUUACGAUAAAGCUUUGCAUGCUAAGCUAGAUCGUCUCACGACAUUUGUUGCCCUUGGCGGUGGUGUCAUCGGUGAUAUGACUGGAUUUGCUGCUGCCUCUUAUCAACGUGGUGUGAACUUCUUGCAAAUACCGACAACAGUCAUGGCAAUGGUCGACUCUUCUGUGGGUGGUAAGACAGGUGUCAACCAUCCUGCAGGCAAGAACAUGAUUGGUGCGUUCCAUCAGCCCUCUAGUGUAAUCAUCGAUACGCAGACUCUCAAAACUCUUCCCGACAGAGAGUACGCAUCAGGUAUUGCAGAGGUGAUUAAAUAUGGACUUAUAAGGGACGCUGAGUUCUUUUGUUGGCAAGAAUCUCACAUGGAUAACCUCAUGAUACGUGACGAGAGGACACUCAUCCAUGCAAUCGAGCAUUCUUGCAGAAAUAAAGCAGAAGUUGUUUCCCUUGACGAAAAGGAAGGCGGGUUACGGGCGACUUUAAACCUGGGGCACACUUUCGCUCACGCCAUUGAGACUUCAAUUGGAUAUGGCGAGUGGCUUCAUGGUGAAGCAGUUUCAGUUGGAAUCGUCAUGGCAGCAGACUUAUCGGUUCGCUUAGGAUGGCUGGAUUGCUCCAUUAAAGAUAGAAUCAGCUCGUUACUAAAUAGUUGUAGUCUCCCAGUGAAGGUUCCGAAGUGCAUGUCAGUAGAGAAAUUUCAGGCUCUCAUGGCCCUGGACAAAAAAAACGCCAAUGGAAAGCUUCGACUAAUUCUCCUAAAAGGUGAACUCGGAGAAUGCAUAUUUACCGGGGAUUUUGACUCGAAAAUGCUUUACAAAACCCUUCAAGUUAUGUGCGACGAAAAAUCUGACUAGGUCUUCAACUCGCGACUGAUGCCUAGUCUGGUCUGGCGGAAUGACAAGUUCUUUGAAAAAGGCAAUGUGUAUGGCCAUAUACGUAUACUUAUUUCACUUUUUUUUUGCCUUCUCUCACUCCUUCUUCAGUGUUGCCAUCUCAUAGGGCUACUACUUUUACACUGUUGUAGUACUUUGAAAGUUCUCCCUGUUUCCUCCUAUGAGUACAACGUUCUAGCUAGGCCCUGCAACGUUGUACUUUAUCUUCGUAGGACUAUUCAGAAGAUUUUCGGUUUCUCGUCUACCUUCGUACUUCCCGAACUACGAUUCUCCAUCAAUGCGCAUAGUCAGAGUACAACUACUCAGAUGCCAUGUGGAAAAACUCCGGCUGCUACCUUCGAAGGUAAUCUGACUAGCUACCUUUAGCUACUCGAAGGUAUUCUAUACUUCUGCAGCUAUUCUAGCACUACAAACUUGUACUUCCGGGAGUACCUUUUUGUAAACGACGUCUCGCUAUCAUAAUUCCUUCGAGAUAUUAUUUAAUAAAUUUAGUCUUGUACAGUACAGUAUUAUUAGCCCUAUUAUCAUACUCGUACUUCCGUGGAAAUAAAUAAAGUUGUUGAAGAACGCACUACCGGAAGUACCGAGUUCGGAAGUACUUUCGUAUUUUCUAUGCAAUAGCCCUUGUAUCCUUAGUUCCGUAUCUUCGUAGAAUAUCUAUCUAGCUAGAAUAUAUGUAGGCCCUACAACGUUGUAGAGAACAACGUCGAUAAGUUACAU
Micromonas pusilla CCMP1545 is the source of this 2050-nucleotide messenger RNA. RefSeq lists its product as uncharacterized. The record is from RefSeq and is a predicted model, not a curated record. The coding region runs from base 26 to 1291 and encodes 421 amino acids. NCBI's taxonomy places the organism in Eukaryota, Viridiplantae, Chlorophyta, Mamiellophyceae, Mamiellales, Mamiellaceae. Gene Ontology annotation, cellular component: cytoplasm. Gene Ontology annotation, molecular function: 3-dehydroquinate synthase activity. The transcript has a single exon. Gene Ontology annotation, biological process: aromatic amino acid biosynthetic process.